Messenger RNA from Plectropomus leopardus (leopard coralgrouper), 1469 nucleotides. It is a transcript of the gene ahsga, whose product is annotated as alpha 2-HS glycoprotein a. The record is from RefSeq and is a predicted model, not a curated record. Lineage: Eukaryota; Metazoa; Chordata; Actinopteri; Perciformes; Serranidae. Gene Ontology annotation, molecular function: cysteine-type endopeptidase inhibitor activity. Gene Ontology annotation, biological process: negative regulation of endopeptidase activity. Gene Ontology annotation, cellular component: blood microparticle; extracellular region; extracellular matrix.
GGCUGCACCAGCUCUUCCUCUCCUCUCUUGAAUCUUUCCGAUCACUUGUGCUUCUCUAACGAAAAUGCAUCUCCUAGGCAUCUUGUCACUUCUGGGACUACUGGCGGGGGUACUGGCUCAGGUCAAUGUGGUUCGACCUCUGUGCGACUCCCCUGAGGCAGAAGAAGCUGCUCUGGUGGCUCAGGAUUACCUCAAUGCCCAGCACACUCACGGCUACAAGUAUAUACUGAACAGGAUCGAGGACAUCAAGAUCUACACUCAGCCUAAUGGAGACAACACCUAUGUGCUGGAAAUCGACCUGUUGGAGACAGACUGUCAUGUGUUGGAUCCCACACCUCUUGCCAAUUGCACAGUCCGGCCAAAAGUAUUGACGGCAGUAGAAGGAGACUGUGAUGUGGUGCUGAAGAGGGUCGGUGGAGCUCUGACUGUUACAGCAUUCAAGUGUAAAACAGAAGAAUCAACCGAGGACAUGUGCCUGGGCUGUCCCACCCUCCUUCCCCUGAAUGACACCAUGGCACUGGACUUUGUCCAAGCCUCACUUGCAACCUUCAACAACAUGACUGUGGACUUAAAGUACAUAAUUAUGGAAGUUGGAAGGAUGUCAUCACAGAUUGUGUCUGGCGGGCCAAUCUUUUUAGCAGAAUAUAUUGUAGUUGAGGCAAAUUGCACUGAUGAUGCCUGUGUGCCCCUGAAUGACGCCAUGGCUUCACGUGGUAUUUGUGCUGCCAGAGGUUUGAGUGCUGUUCACACAGUGGAAUGCAAGAUGUUUUCAAAUCUGGUGCCCGUUGUCGAUGCCAACAGCACUGCAGCUGCAGCUCCUGCCACGCUACCAGUGGUCCACGUACACACAGGCAGCCAGUCACCAGGGCUUGGUCUGAAGCACCAUAAACUGACUCGUCUCCAUGACCCUCAUAUGAGUGGCUUUCUGUCUGCAGAAUCAGCAGAGUCAGCUGAAGUUGUACCUGUAGUCUUUGCAGCGGCUGAUGCCGGUGCAGCUGCAUCUGCAACAGCUGCACCGGCUGAGCCAGCUGCUGCUGAUCCUGCUCUACCUGUAGACACUAUAUCAACCUCAGAUGCCUCAGUCAGUGCCGAGGUCCCUCUUGUUGUGGUGAAGAGAGAGGUUCUUGCCGUACCCAACGCUGCAGUGGUUGACAAUCCUGCAACCCCAGUAGAUCCCCUUUUUCUUGUACCAGUGUGCCCAGGAAGGGUCAGAUUCUUUUAAGUGUUCAGGUCCCAAAGACUCUCUACAUGUCCUGCCCUUAGCUACACUGGCACUAGGGUAAUUCAAAACUGAUAGAUAAAUGUCGUAGGUAGAUGCAACAACUAUACACUUCCUACAAAUAAAGAAUAACCCAUUACUUGAAAUUGUCAAAUCACACAAGAGCAUUAACAUUGCAUAACUCUUGAAAUUUCUGUGAAAUAUAUAAGGAUCUGCAUUCAAUGCUGCUUAAUAAAUCUCUCAAGUCAAA